Molecule: messenger RNA, 2128 nt
Organism: Saccostrea cuccullata (small rock oyster)
Lineage: Eukaryota; Metazoa; Mollusca; Bivalvia; Ostreida; Ostreidae
Exons: 12
Coding region: 470-2128 (552 amino acids)
Source: RefSeq, a predicted model, not a curated record
GAUUAUUACGGUAAAAAAGAGAUGGUGCGGGGCAAUCAUAAUUAUUUCUAAGCUUUUUAUUCCGUCAUUGCAAAGUACCAUAGGUUAUUUAUUUGAAAUCAGGAUGACAAAAUGCUCUUAUAAUUUUCAAUAGUAUUAAUAAUAAUAAUUAAUAAUCAGCAAGAUUUGUUGUUUCACUUCCAUUUCGAUACAGAAUCUAGCAAAGCAUUUUGAGCUCAAUUUAUUUACAGAACUUUUUUUUUGUCAGGAGAACAAUGGUAAAAUACAGCAACAUGGAUUAAAACACAUUCUACGUUUCAGGUUACUGCGCUAUAUAUAAACAUAGGUAACCCGGAUAAUUAUAACCAGGUGAAGGCUACCUCAGACACAUUUAAUUUGAACCGCAAGGGAAGGAAAAACUCAUCUUAUGUGGAACUAUGAAAGGCUAUAUCUUUGGUCUAGUGGCAGAAUGAUGAUUUUGUAAGGAGAAAUGGAAAUAUAUGUGGAUUCCUGUCCCCAGAACAUCACGGAUGUUUUAGAGUCGUCCUCCAGGCUGGGAUGUGGUCAGGAUAAGUACGGGAACGAUCAGUAUCUCUGUAUCCCUAACACGGACAAAACAGGGCUUAUAGAACUGUGUUACAAUGGAACCAUGGGAUUAAUAAAAAGAGGCAACUGUUUGGAAACCGAUGGAGAAAAUCUUCACUGGAACAACUGCCUUGGAUUUUUAUCAGGUUGUCCUGAAAAGGAAUAUCGAAGCAAUGAAAUAUACCAAUAUUCUGCAUGUCAAAACAUCAAUUCACGGCACAAUUGCUAUCUAGCUGAAUCAUCAUGUCCUAAUAUCACAUUAAACACUACUUCAAGCAACAGCGCACUGGACGUGCAACCAACAAUACCCCCUCCAGAAACAUCUCAUGUAGCAGAGAUUGUGGGCGGUCUAGUUGCCUUCCUCUUCAUACUAGUUGUUAUUCUAAUAUUAGCUGUCGUUCUUUGGAGAAGAAAAAAGAGUCAGAAAAACGAUACAAAAGAACUUAUCUCAAUUGAAGGUAAAGAGUUGUUGCUAGCAAAGGUGGAUGGAACUCUAGAUAAGGCCAGAACACCAAAGGAAAAUCGUUACAAUGUUCCAAGACAAAUAGAGCCGUCUUUUCAUGAAGAUGAUACCAGAGAUGAAGCUAAAGAGUUGUUGGAAGAAAAGGUGGAUGAAACGUUCCCAGAUCAAUUAGAGCGUAUUUACCUGGGUGAUUACAACACAUGGAAGCUUUUGGGUCUGAAUUUAUUCAAUUAUCUCUACAUAACUGUUCCCCUCACAAAUAUUAACCGUAAUACUUCCCCUAAAAAGGAACUGUGCUCAACCUAUCAGUUCUACACACUGACUAAUGACGAGGUGUCAGUGUUAUUCUGUUUUCUGUGUUCUGACUCUGGUCCUCCUGACUUCACUGACACAGAGUGGCUGGACAUGCUUAAUGUGAUACGAGGGUUAGUGUACCGUAAACAGACGGUGUACGGUAAAGAGAAUCCUGUGACACGUGAGGGAGCACAGCAGACUCUGGACAGACUGAAGUCACGUGAUUUCCUUUGGGAAGAUCAGGACAAGAUAACGAAGGACACAAAGGAUGAGACAAUGUAUAGGAUAGCAUCAAUAACGAGUUAUAUACAAUUCUGUUACAGUAGUUAUGACACAGCCAGUGUGUACCUGAGAUCAAAGAGAUACAACAGAGAACCUGGAGAGAAGUGUGUCCGUGGUGACUGGACUAUCUGUGACCACUUACUGAUACGCCGUCUACAGAUGAACAUACUGACUCACGUCACCAUGGAGGACACGAGUAUAUAUGAUAAGAUAAACAAGAUAUUGAACAUUCCAGUAAAUAAUUUAAUGAGCAGCAAAGAUAAACGAGAAGAAUUUCUAAACGAUCUAAAAAAGGAAGGGGAAUCUGUAUACAGCAGGAAUCAAACACGUAACGGUGUAGAUCACGUGACGUGGCCCUGGAGAUACGGAGAUUACGCUAGACCUGACAUCGUGAGAUCCUGUAUAGGUCUACAUCAACACUGGGACAUUUACAUCAUCGACAACAAAGCUUACAGAAAACCAAGUAAGAAGGAAACAAGAUUAUCUUUCCAGAAAAUAUCACCUCUCUGGCUUCAAUAUUAUUAG